GUGAUAGACGACGCUCAACAAUCUCACCAGGAGGUCUAUGGCCAGGGUGGCUAUGACAACCAAGCCAAGUUCUCCCACGAACUCGUCGGUGGUGCUGCUGCUUUUGAGGGCAUGAAGCUCUUCGAGGACCAUCAACGCAGCGAGGGCAAGCCCGUCUCCCACCAAUUCGCCAAGGAACUCCUUGCUGGUUUCGUUGGAGGUGAAGUUGACAAGCUCGCUGAGACCAAGGGAAUGGAUGCUUGGGAUUCUGAGCAGGCAAAGAGAAAAGGCAAACAGCAGGCUGAGAACAUGUACGAUCAACACUACGACGGAACUGAUCAGUACGACCCCAACCAGCGUCAAGGACCAAACUUCAACUACUAA
Exophiala viscosa is the source of this 363-nucleotide messenger RNA. RefSeq lists its product as uncharacterized. The transcript is spliced from 2 exons. The record is from RefSeq and is a predicted model, not a curated record. NCBI's taxonomy places the organism in Eukaryota, Fungi, Ascomycota, Eurotiomycetes, Chaetothyriales, Herpotrichiellaceae. The annotation marks the transcript as partial.